This is a messenger RNA of Pseudovirgaria hyperparasitica, 2456 nucleotides long. RefSeq names its product P-loop containing nucleoside triphosphate hydrolase protein. The annotation marks the transcript as partial. Gene Ontology annotation, molecular function: DNA replication origin binding; ATP binding; chromatin binding. The transcript has 4 exons. The record is from RefSeq and is a predicted model, not a curated record. Lineage: Eukaryota; Fungi; Ascomycota; Dothideomycetes; Acrospermales; Acrospermaceae. Gene Ontology annotation, biological process: DNA replication initiation; mitotic DNA replication checkpoint signaling. Gene Ontology annotation, cellular component: nuclear origin of replication recognition complex.
CACACACACACACACACACACACACACACACACACACACCCCCUUCUCCCAAGUUCCGCGGAAGAAUUUUAGACAGCCUGUGAAAUCCUAUCACUAAUUAUUACAGUAUUCUCUUUCGACCCAGUGAGAUGUUGAGAAAUGAAUGUUGCGGCUGGGUCCUCGGGGGUCGUCGGCCUUAAUCACCUUACCCGUCGACCGUUCGCUGGAGACGCGCUAGUCUCGCGACGCGUUGACGCGAUCCAUCGUUCGAGCUAAUCGCCCUUUUUCGAAUCUUAUGCAUAUCUCACUUUCGUUGGCUCGUCUUACCUGCUGGCUUAAUUAGACCAGGUUCCACGCACGCCAUCCAUUACCAAACGAGGACCGGGCCUAGCAUUUCCUGAAACUCAAUUCCGGACCUUCUUUAAUCCCGGUCUCGUCAAUUAACCAAACCCCCCGCCCGAUACCCGCGCCGUGGCCACGAUACUGUUGUCCGCAUGAAGCCUCCUUCGAGAAAGCGGGUCAAGACCGAGCGUGCCCGGCGCAUCCUGUCUGGCGGCGCAGCUGGCCCUCGCGACACGUCCGACGACGAAUCUGCCGCUGCAGAUGCGGGCUGGACAUGGAUUUACGGCGAGCCAGAGGAGGAGGAGGACACACUCGCCCUAGCUUCUUCUUCCAAGGCAGCACCAGCAGGAGCAGGUAGUUCGCGCAAGAGAAAGGCCCCGGAUCCAGAUCUGCCAGCGUUGCCAAUCGUUGGGGCGCAAAAGGGCAAUGUGCAUGUCAAGGUCGGCGAUCCGGUGGUGCUGAAGGGCACGCAGAAUGAAGUCUGGAUCGGCAUCGUCCAGGAGCUCUUCCAGGACGACGAUGCCAAUGAUAUGAUGGCCAAACUGGUCUGGUUCCAUUACCCGGAGGAAGUCAGAAAUAAGACUAAGAGGCGGACGGAUGCACUUGCGAACGAGAUCUAUAUAUCCUCUGCAUCCGACGUCAAUUCCCUCGAGACCAUCAACGGCCAUGCCAAAAUCCUCUCGCCGGGCGUAUUUAAUGCGCGAUAUCCUACCGGUGUGAUUGGGAAGAGGUCCAAGGACUACGGGCGAGUCUUUGUAUGCAGACGUGGCGUCACUGUGCGCACAGCAACGUACACAGAAGAGUUCAUCUGGGAGAAGGUCUACAAAGGUGCCGAGGACCUGGAGCCUCUCCUGGACCUCGUCACCUCCCAAACCAAGCCCACGAGGAAGCGUGCGCCGGCCAAAGCGAAAAAGGAGAGCUAUGUAUACGACGACUUUGUCGCAGAUGAAGACGACGAUGACGACGACGAGCCAAAGACGCCAAGAAAACGACAGAAACUCAAGGGCGCCGCAACGCCUACAUCUGCACGCAAAGCACGUACUCCGAGCAAGAACUUCCUCACGCCGACCCACAAAAGGAUCGUCGUCAAAAAGCCACUCGAGUUCACCCCGCUAGGCACUCGAGUGCUCUCCCCGUCAGCCCUUUCGUCGCCGUUCCAACUCGCCCGGAGCCAGCUCCAUGUGUCCUCUGUUCCUGCUACGCUGCCUUGUCGGGAGGAGGAGUUCUCCACCGUAUACUCGCACCUCGAAGCAGCCAUCACUGAUGGCUCAGGCUCCUGCAUCUACAUAUCUGGCACGCCUGGGACGGGCAAGACUGCGACUGUUCGAGAAGUCGUAGCGCAGCUCAAUACAGCCGUUGUAGCCGAUGAGCUCGAUGAUUUCAUCUUCGUCGAGAUCAAUGGCAUGAAGGUCACGGAUCCUCACCAGUCAUACAGCCUUCUCUGGGAAGCCUUGAAGGGCGAUCGUGUGUCUCCGUCACAGGCGUUGGAUCUGUUGGAGCGCGAGUUCUCCUCUCCCAGCCCGCGACGGAUACCAUGUGUCGUGCUCAUGGACGAACUCGACCAACUGGUCACCAAGAACCAGAGCGUCAUGUACAAUUUCUUCAACUGGCCUAGUCUACGACACGCUCGGCUGAUCGUAUUGGCUGUUGCGAAUACUAUGGAUCUGCCCGAGAGAACACUGAGCAACAAGAUCUCUAGCCGACUAGGUCUAACCCGUAUCACCUUCCCCGGCUACACCCACGACCAGCUGAUGCAAAUCAUCCACUCGCGCCUCUCCAACGUCCCAGACCACAUCGUCCACCCAGACGCCGUCCAGUUCGCCGCCCGCAAAGUCGCCGCCGUCUCAGGCGACGCCCGUCGCGCCCUCGACAUCUGCCGCCGCGCCGUCGAGCUCGCCGAAGCCGAAGACGCCGCCUCCACAUCCAUCUCCGCACCUGAUGAUCCCGCAACCCCCCUGCCCGCGAAGAAGGUAAGCGUCACAAUCGCAACUAUCAAACGCGCCAUCGCCGAGGCAACGUCCAGUCCGCUCCAGCAGUAUCUACGUGCUCUGCCCCUUGCCUCGAAGCUCUUUCUUGCUGCGCUGCUGGCGCGCGUGAGGCGCUCUGGGGUUGGCGAGGCGCUGCUGGGCGAUGUG